AUGAAUAUUCGUGGUUGUCAAGGAGAUAUGUAUUCGUAUAUCGAUUUUCAUUCUGGUAGUACUGAUUUUAUUCCUGCAAAUUCUGCCGAAAUUCGUGGUAAUCAUUUAUCAGUGGCUUCAGCGUUCUCUUGUGCUCUAUUAUGCCAUCAAGAUCCGCAAUGUCGCACAUUUGUCUUCGAUUCAUCGAUUUGUCAAUUAUAUGAAGGUUCAUCUGAUACCGGCCUUAUCGUUAGUUCACCUUCAACUAAUCGUCUAGUGGGUAGUAUCAACUAUGAUCUUGUUCAACUGGCAAAUACAUACAAUAAAUCAUGUGAUCAUUGCUUUCCUGAUCGAUAUUUAGUAUGCAGAAAUAAUACAUGGCAAUGUCCUUUGAAUAGUUUUUAUAAUGGACAAGGUAAAUGUCUCCAUGAACUUUAUCCGGAUUCUUCAAUGAUAUGUGAAGAUGAUAAAUGGUACCGUCAAAGUAUGAAUCAAAUUUGUCAAUGUGGAAAAUGCCAAUGCCGAACUGGACAAAUCUGGUUUAGUAAAACAUGUAGACCACAGUUUCUGAGUGGAAUAUCUUGUAAUACAAGUGAUCAAUGUCGAAAUGAUCUCAAUUUAGUUUGUUCAAGAAUUAACAAAACAUGCAUACCUAUGCGAAUUGUACGAAUGCCCGUGAUUAGUGGAACACUCCCCAGUAAAUUUUCCUAUGUCGAUGAGUCUUUCAACAUUAGUGGAAUGGAAUGGUGGCGUGCUUUUGACGAUGAAAAUGGAACGUGUUUAGCUCAAUCAUUUUGGUUUCCACAAGCAAACAGUUACACUACUUUCCCACCAAACUACUUCAAUACAAGUGUAAAACCGUUAGCAACAAAAUAUGCAUUGUUAUCUAUCGAACGGUGGUCUGUCUAUCAGACCUAUCUUUUCGAGUUGACAUUUUUUGGUGGCUUAUAUUAA
Messenger RNA from Adineta ricciae, 933 nucleotides. The record is from the annotation of a GenBank genome assembly. NCBI's taxonomy places the organism in Eukaryota, Metazoa, Rotifera, Eurotatoria, Adinetida, Adinetidae.